CCGAGAGGUUGUGAUUGUAUAUGAAAAUGUCUUUGAUGGCCGAAAAAAAAAAAUCAGGCAACUCUGUCCCAGCAGCCUACAGUUACAUUCAGAUUUGAUCAAUUAACAAGUUUGCUGUCGGGAGGAGCCGCGGGGUGCUGAACAGUUAGAAAAAUGGACAUUCUAGGCCUGGUGGAGAUAAACAAAUGGAUUUUAACCGCCAUACUUCUCUGUGUGACCGUGCUUUUAUAUUCGCGAUGGAAGCACAGUGUAUUCCGGAAGUAUGGAAUCCCCGGUCCCCCGCCCACACCGUUCUUUGGGGUCUCCCUGAGAUAUAAUAGAGAGGGACUGGCUCUGACAGACCAAGACCUUGCAAAGACGUAUGGAGACGUGGUUGGUGUUUACAUGGGACACUCACCGUUGCUGUUGGUUUCGAACCCUGAAACCAUCAAGGAAAUCAUGGUCAAAGAUUUCUCUAGGACCCCAAAUCGACCCAAAACAUUUGUUCCCAGGAAUGAAAUGGCGCACACUCUUAUAAAUACAGACGGAGAUCAUUGGCGUUUCCUUAGAAACACGCUGCUACCAACAUUUUCUUCCGGCAAGAUGAGGAUGAUGGAACCCUUGUUUAAAGCAAAAUAUGAACAACUUUUGGCCAAUCUGAAAGAAAGAUCCAAGACUGGGGAGCCAGUAGAAUUCAAAGAGGUUUUCGGUGCCUACACCUUGGACGUCAUUGCCUCCACUGGCUUUGGUGUGGACAUCGACUCCCAGAAAAAUCCGGACAGCGAGUUCGUGAAAAAUGCCCAGAAAUUCUUCAACAUUACCUUCAACCCACUUUUAUUAUUGAUAUUGAUGUUUCCCAAAAUAGACGGACUAUUAAACUUUCUGGACAUCUCUCCUUUGAAUCGCAGGAGCAUAAUGGCAUUCUUCCGAAGCGUGGCCAGUCAGGCGGUCACUAUCCGAAAAGAGGAUAGUUCGUCAAGAAAAGACCUGCUGCAAUUAAUGUUGAAUGCUCACCAUGAUACUGACCUUAAUGAAGACCAGAAAGCUCAGAAAUACGAGGAAGGCACCGACAAGUGGAAACAGAGGGGUUUAACAAUGGACGAGGUCCUUGGUCACGCCAUUCUGUUUAUGUUGGUUGGAUACGAUACAACGUCAAAUGCUUUGACGUUCACAGCGUAUAACCUGGCUACAAAUCCUGAAUGUCAGGAGAAACUGAUCGACGAAAUUGACACUGUUCUUGGCAAGGAAUGCCCCAAUUAUGACAACGUCCAGAAACUGGAUUACCUGGAGAGAGUGUUCUGUGAAUCUCUGAGGCUCUAUCCAUCGGCCGCCAGAACCAACCGCCUUGCAGAGAACGAUAUUGUUAUCGAAGGAUACACUAUUCCAAAAGGGACAGACAUUUCUUUCCCAAUCUACAGUAUCCACAGGGAUCCACGCUUCUGGGAAAAUCCGACCAAGUUUGACCCUGAGAGGUUCACACCAGAAAACAAGGCCAAACGACACCCGUACGCAUUUUUGCCCUUCGGACACGGUCCCCGCAAUUGUAUAGGCAUGCGCCUGGCUCAAGUUGAGAUGAAGUUCGCCAUGGUUUACAUCCUUCAACAUUUUCGAUUUAAGACUUGCUCAGAAACAGAGAUUCCACUGAAAAUAUCUAAAGCCGGGCUGUUGAAGCCAGAGAAUGGAGUUAAGCUGCUGUUAGAACCACGCACCUGAAAGGCGAAUUAAGACUUCGUCUAAAAGCAGAAAAACGCAAGAGUCGUGUUGUUUAUGAAUACUUUAGCAAAUGCGAAGCAUUAAGAAACACUAUAAAAAGACCAAUUAGAAUAGACAUUUAUAUAUUGGCACGGCAAUAUUCGUAGCUAACAUAGUACAGAUACCUCUAUAUUUUGUACGAUUAGCAGGUAGCAUGUAAUAUUGACAGUUAUUUUUAUACAUUUAUUAACAAUAGAAAUAAAUAUGACAUUUCCAUCUA
This is a messenger RNA of Magallana angulata, 1951 nucleotides long. Its product is annotated as cytochrome P450 3A11-like. Gene Ontology annotation, molecular function: oxidoreductase activity, acting on paired donors, with incorporation or reduction of molecular oxygen; heme binding; iron ion binding. The transcript is spliced from 15 exons. The record is from RefSeq and is a predicted model, not a curated record. NCBI's taxonomy places the organism in Eukaryota, Metazoa, Mollusca, Bivalvia, Ostreida, Ostreidae. Bases 154 to 1692 code for a protein of 512 amino acids.